AGGCGGAGGAGCCGGCUUCCAGCGCACGUGCUUCAGCAGAGCCGAGGCGGUGGAGCUGGACGACCUGUGUAACCUGAGCUGCUCCUCCUCCUGGUCCAUAGCGUCCAGCAAUGAUAAGGAAGCAGAAUGUGGGGGGACAGGAAGGGGCCGACCGCGGACGCUGCUCCGGAGGGUGAAAUCCCUCAGGGGGAAGGGGAGGGUAGGGAAGUCCAAGCGGCUUAUGGGCCUGCGACGGUUCCUAAGCCGCAGUGAGGAAAACAUCGCCGCCUCCAAAGCGGAAAAGCAGGAUGGCAAAAGCCGCAGCCUGGAACGCAGCCUGGUCUUCAAAGAGCCCGCUGAGGUCCUGGCCCCCAAGAAAGCCCACCACUCGUCCGGCUGUCAGCCCCUGAAGAGUAUCCUGAAGCAGCCCGGAGCCCUGCGCUCUCCGGCAGCCCUGCCCUCAUCCCUGGCAGGAUCCCCCUCUUCAGACCACAAGACCCUGCAGGAGAAAGCGGACUUCUCCAGGUUCCUGGAUGAGAUCACCUCCAGGGUGCUGAGCCCCACCAGUCUACAGACGGCCCAGAGAAGAAGGGCUGACAGUGACGGCGCAGACCCCCAUGUCAGAACACCUGUCAGCGGCAGUGAGGGGCAUGGGAGAAGGACGAGGCAUCGGAGGGCAGUGUCUCCAGGUUACCCCAGGGGCAGGUCAGCGGACAGGAGGCAUGAGCUCCCCUCAGCCUCACACAGUAAGGAGUGCUGUCAUACUCCAUUGGAGCAGGGCCACCGGGACACGGAGUCCCCCUCUUCUGCUUCCCACUGGAGUUCUGAGGGCAGAAGCCCCUCACCCAGGACAUCACCUUCUCCUAGCGCUGCCCGCAGCAAGGUUAGUGCCCCCUCCUCCUGCAGCCUUCAGUCCUCUAGUCCCCCCGUUGUCUGCAGCUCUUCCCGCUGGUUCCUUUGUCUUCAUACUGAUUGUCACCCCUGUCACUGCUGAGUUGCCUUCCACAGUGGACCAUCACCCAGCUUUCCCAGGCCCCUGCAUGAAGAGGCCGCCCUGGAGAUGUUUGGGCUACGGCCAUGACUGUUCUCACCCAGCUUUCCCAGGUAUGGAUACUACAAAGAAUAGCUGACGGCAGUAUUCCAUGGUGGUCUUUCCCGACGUGGUGUUUCACUGGUUGUAUCUGAUUCUGGGAAAGCUGUGUGACAACUAUAAUGGCACCCGGCUUUCCCAGACUCCUGAUUGGAUAUUCUGCUGCUUACGUGGGAUGUGCAGAUUUCUGGAGAGUGGUACUGAAGAAUAUGGGCAGUGGUGGUUCGGGCGCCCCUCCAGGGCUGUCACCUCGUGCCAUACAUUGAUGCCUGAUCCUCUGCUGCCAGUCACUGAUCUGUCUUCUCUCUGUUCACAGGACCCUGUGACUGAAACCGACAGAAUUCACUUUCUGCAACAUCAGAAUGACGAGCUGCGCAGGCGCCUGGCAUACGCCACUACCAAGAUGGAGGCCAUGGAGCAUGAGGUGGACGCCAGUCGGCAUUAUUUGGAGGUGGAACUAAGUCGCAAUCGGGAGGAGCUGGAGAAACUUAAGGACAAGUUCCGCAGGUUACAGAACAGCUACACAGCCUCUCAGAGGACUAACCAGGACCUGGAGGAGAAGUUACACACCCUGAUUAAGAAGGCCGAGAUGGACCGAAAGACGAUGGACUGGGAGAUUGUGGAACUGACGAAUAAACUGCUGGACGCCAAAACGACCAUCAACAAGCUGGAGGAGCUGAACGAACGCUACAGACAGGACUGUAACCUCGCCGUGCAGCUGCUCAAAUGCAACAAGUCUCACUUCAGGAACCACAAGUUUGCAGAUUUACCAUACAAGCUUCAGGACAUGGUCAGUAAGCAUCUCCAGAGCUCGGCCUCUUCUCCCGGCUCCGGUCAGGACACCCCCCCUCCUGGUCUGUCGUAUUCGGAUGUGGUGCCCACCUCCAUCAUUGCUCGUGUUCUGGAGAAGCCAGAAUCCCUUAUUCUUAACUCUGCGAUGUCCAGCAGCGGCAGUGGCCCCACAGCAGAGGAUGUCUUUGUGCACGUAGACAUGAGUGGGUCUGGUCAGCAACAGAAUGGUGUCCUCCAGAAGCAAGGCAGUGUAGACAGCGCCACCGAAGAUCCACCAACCUUUGAAAAACUCAGUCCUUACCCAACUCCUCCACCUCCGCACCCUCUGUACCCAGGACGCAAGGUUAUCGAGUUCUCUGAUGAGAAGGUGCGGAUCCCCAAAAACAGUCCACUGCCCAACUGCACCUAUGCCACGAGGCAAGCCAUCUCCCUCAGCUUGGUGCAGGGUGAGGAGGGCAGCCCUGACAGGCACCGCACUGUCCCAAAUAGCCCAGCAUCAUCAGGCGGCUACCCCCAGCGGGCACGAAGUGCUGACAAUCCUGCCCGAUCUCCAUUAAGUAGUGCAGCCCCCAGCUCUGCCAGCUCAGAGGAGGACAUGCUGGCUAACUGGCAGAGGAUGUUUGUUGAUAAGGCGGCACCCAGUUCUGAGGGGUCUUUGGCCCAUCGCACGUCCUUCUGUCGGGACACGGCCCUGGAGCUGCAGCAGAGGUUCAGCCGCUCCAUGCAGGAACUGAGCCGCGCGGCGCAGGCUUUCUCUGAGCAGGAAACGUCUGGGAACAGCUGGAUGAGCAGCCGGGAGUCCAGCUCUGAGAAGGAGAACAGCGGCGCAAAGAGGGGGCAACUCCCCAAUGAGUACGGCAGAGAAUUCUCCAAGGAAGAGGCCCAGGACCUUCUGUCUGGAGCUGCGGACGAGGAGGACGACCUGCUGGAGCCACCUCUGCCCGAAGACAUUGAGGAGGAGCAGGAACUGGAAGAUCAGAUUCUUGAGCCUCAUGUGGAGCAGGAAGGCACAGAGAUGUUCAAGGAGAAACCUCCCAGUGGCCGCCCGCACCGAAGCCCCAAGCGAAUGGGAGUGCACCAUCUGCACCGGAAGGACAGCCUGACCCGGGCACAGGAACAGGGCAACUUGCUGAACUAGCCUGGGAAGUCUAGGGGCUGCGGCCAUUACCUUACAGUAUAUGCAGAUACCCAGGCCCAGCCAUGACGGUUGUGCACUACAGGAGGUGGGUUACCCAGCGCAGAGUGAGAUGGGUAAAGCUGUUGCACAUGAAUGGCAGGCGGGAGUCAGGGGGAUGGGUGCGGAGAGGGUGGUCACAUUUUGGGGUCGUCCCUCUUCUCGGCCAUGUCUUGGUUGGAGCUGACGGCGCUGGGUAACCCACCUCUGCCGGAUUUCCAGAGCUCUGGUGCUGGCGUUUGAUCGUUCUCUGGUGUUCGUUGACUAUUUCCAGCUUGUCCGCUCUGUACCCCUCCCCCACUUGUGGUCUGUGUGAUCCGUUUUCCUCCCGUCUGUGUGGUGGUACAGUCCUGUGUCUCGCUCAGGGCGUGGCCUCACAUGGUGGCACCCCCGUCUUGUCUCUGUGCUCAUGUCAGACUCGUCAUCCAUCGGUCACGUCUGUAUAUAGACGCACAUAUAUAUAUAUUUUUGUAUCUGGCGGCACAGUAUUCCUCCUUCCUGCGUGUCUGGCGCCUCCCGUCCUCCGGAUCUCAGACUGUUAAACCCGCGUAGAUUUAUUUUCUGACAUUUUUCAAAGCUGAUGUCUAUUUUCCAAUGAGAAUAAACUAUUUUAAAUGAA
Messenger RNA from Bufo bufo (common toad), 3654 nucleotides. RefSeq names its product tight junction associated protein 1 (gene TJAP1). Gene Ontology annotation, cellular component: trans-Golgi network. Bases 1122 to 2999 code for a protein of 625 amino acids. Gene Ontology annotation, biological process: Golgi organization. NCBI's taxonomy places the organism in Eukaryota, Metazoa, Chordata, Amphibia, Anura, Bufonidae. The transcript has 6 exons. The record is from RefSeq and is a predicted model, not a curated record.